UAUUUUAAAAGUUUUAACGGAACGGUAUAUAUUUAAGAUUCAAACUCGACCACAGCCCUUCGUUAAAAUCAAAGAGACACCUACUAUCUCAAAUUUGUGUUAUUUAAUACACUUUUAAAUUUAAACAUUGUUUCUUUAAGCGAAAGUGAAUAAAGCUUAUGAAAGAAAACAGAAGGCAAAGUAAAUAAUGCUAGCCUUCCAUAUGUUAUCCAUUUAAUGCAAUACAAUCAAUGAAAGGUAGGUGAAAGAAUAGAGCAGCACACUUAGUAAUACAAUUUCAAGCAAGGAACUAUUCAAAAACAAAAAAGAAAAAACAUUUCAACUUGCACUCAUUCCUGCAGGCUACAGCUAUCUACGCGUCUUGGAUUUCAGAAGUAAUACCAACUCCAUCUUCCUUGCCAUUCUCUCGACCUAUAAAUACUGACAUGCACUUGCCUAUUUUCUUCAGCAAAACACAUCUCAAUCUAUAUAUCCUUCUUCUUUGCACCAGCAAUAUAUUCUGUACUCUCAUUAAUCCCAUAACUUUUUAACUAACCAAGUUUAUUAUAAGCACUUUGUUUGUGCGUUACGAUGACUUCUAGCACUAGUCAUAGUUUCAGCUCCCUGACCAUUACCAUUAUGUUUCUUUUACUUUGCUUGCUGGCUACAUUAUCGUCAGCUUCUCUUAGCGUUGGUUUCUAUAGAUCUUCUUGUCCAUCAGCAGAAGCUAUUGUCAGAAGAGCUGUAAACAAAUUGGUUUCUCGCAAUCCAGGGUUAGGUGCUGGUCUUAUUAGGAUGCAUUUCCAUGAUUGUUUUGUGAGGGGUUGUGAUGCCUCUGUGCUUCUAGAUUCUACACCGGGGAACCCAUCAGAGAGAGAGCAUGUAGCUAAUAAUCCUAGCUUACGAGGUUUUGAGGUGAUUAACGAAGCCAAAGCCCAAAUUGAAUCUAUAUGUCCGAAAACGGUGUCAUGCGCAGACAUUCUUGCAUUCGCUGCUCGUGACAGUUCCUUCAAACUUGGAGGGAUAAACUACGCUGUGCCAGCAGGAAGGCGAGAUGGACGUGUGUCCAAUGUGGAUGAAGUAGCACAAAAUCUCCCUCCAUUCUUCUUCAAUGCACAGCAAUUAACAGACAACUUCGCACGUAAAGGAAUGUCAGCGGAUGAGAUGGUGACGCUAUCGGGAGCACACUCUAUUGGCAUCUCACAUUGUUCUUCAUUCUCUGGCCGUCUCUACUCUUUCAACGCCACUUAUCCUCAGGAUCCCUCCAUGGACCCUAGAUACGCAGCUUUCUUGAAGACAAAGUGCCCACCACCAAGUAACAAUGGCGAUCCAACUGUACCACUUGAUCCUACUCCCAAUCGUAUGGACAACAAAUACUACAUUGAGUUGACCAGGAAUCGAGGAUUAUUGACUUCCGAUCAGACACUGAUGAACAGCCCUUCCACACAAAGGAUGGUGGUCAACAAUGCAAGGAAUGGCGCCACAUGGGCUGCCAAGUUCGCAAAGGCAAUGGUGCAUAUGGGUUCUCUUGAUGUUCUUACUGGAACUCAAGGUGAAAUUAGGACCCAAUGCAGUGUUGUCAAUUAAGCUUGCUUGUUGCUGAAAGGAGUUCCGUAUGUCUUGUUUUCUCUUAUUGUUUUAUUCAUUGUUCGAUUCUUUUUUCUCAUUUACCAAAGCAAUUGUGAAUUAUUUCUUGGAUUACUAAAUGGACAUGAAACAUUUCGAA
Molecule: messenger RNA, 1705 nt
Organism: Ricinus communis (castor bean)
Lineage: Eukaryota; Viridiplantae; Streptophyta; Magnoliopsida; Malpighiales; Euphorbiaceae
Product: peroxidase 5
Exons: 2
Coding region: 571-1566 (331 amino acids)
Biological process (GO): hydrogen peroxide catabolic process; response to oxidative stress
Cellular component (GO): plasmodesma; plant-type cell wall
Molecular function (GO): peroxidase activity; heme binding
Source: RefSeq, a predicted model, not a curated record